AUGGAGCCCCCGCGGCCGCCGUCGCCGAGCCCCGAGGGGCCGGGCGCCCCCUGCCGGCGCCGCUGCCUGGGGGCUCUGCGGGCCGCGCUGCCACCCCACUGCUGGAGGGAGGCGGCCGAGCUGGCGGCGCUCGCGGGCCCCGUGUUCCUUGCACAGUUGAUGAUCUUUCUUAUUAGCGUCGUCAGUUCCAUAUUCUGCGGACAUCUGGGGAAAGUAGAGCUGGAUGUUCUGACGCUUGCUGUAUCGAUGGUGAAUGUUACUGGCGUUUCAGUUUGUGACACGCUAAUGUCUCAGUCCUAUGGAGGCAAGAACCUAAAGUGUGUGGGGACCAUACUCCAGUGAGGAAUCCUCAUCUUGUUGCUGAGUUGCUUUCCCUGCUGGGCCAUCUUCAUCAAUACUGAGCAUAUCCUCCUGCUGUUAAAUCAAGACCUGGAAGUAUCCAGGAUAGCCCAGAUUUACGUGAUGAUUUUUAUUCCUGCCCUUCCCGCCACAUUCCUUUUCCAGCUACAGACAAGAUAUUUACAAAGUCAGGGCAUCAUCUUGCCUCAAGUUAUUACUGGGAUUGUGGCGAAUAUAAUCAAUGUGGGCAUGAAUGCCCUCCUGCUGUAUGCCCUGGACCUCGGAGUGGUAGGGUCUGCCUGGGUCAACACCGCAUCCCAGCUCUUCCUGUGUGCUCUUCUCUUCCUGCAUGUGUGGUGGAGGAAGAUCUACAUCCACACCUGGGGAGGUUGGACUAGGGACUGUUUUCAAGAGUGGGGCUCCUACGUGCAGCUGGCUGUGCCCAGUAUGCUGAUGGUGUGCAUUGAGUGGUGGACCUUCGAGAUUGGAACCUUCCUGGCAGGACUGAUUAAUGUGACAGAGCUUGGCGCCCAGGCCGUCAUUUAUGAACUGACCACCGCAGCCUACAUGCAAGUGUUAGACAGGGCCUUCAAGUCACUGACAGCUUCCUUUCUGUCCAACAGAGAGAUUGUUUUCCUUGUGAGCCAAGUGAUGCCUGUUUUUGCUCCCUUUCACCUGUUUGAUGCACUUGCAGGCACCUGUGGUGGAGUCCUGAGAGGCACAGGAAAACAAAAGAUUGGGGCUGUCUUGAAUGCCAUUGGUUAUUUUAUUUUUGGUUUCCCCAUUGGAGUAACUCUGAUGUUUGCUGCUAAACUUGGGAUAAUAGGUCUCUGGUAUGGAUUGAUAGUUUGCGUCUUCUUUCAAGCCCUUUUCUAUUCAAUAUACAUCUGGAAGAGAAACUGGAACAGAGUUGCAGAGCAGGCACAGGUUUGAGCUGGACUGAAAGGGAUUAAAGAGACCAUGCCUGUGCCAACAGAUCUAUCUAUCCUAGAAAAAGAAGUGACCGAUGGAGUGAUUUUACCUGAUAUCAUCAGACCAGAGAGCCAGAGCUUCCAACUGAUGGUAAUGGAAGGAAACAACCAGUAUGCGGUGUCCACAGUUGGGGACAUCUUAACAGUGAGCCAGCUGAUUUUCUAUCGCGGACUAGCUCUAGGUGUCGCUGUUGCUGUUCUGUUAGCAGGAAUUUUAAUACGUGUUUUCAGUGACCAUGGCUAAAAUGGAGGAAUCGUCACCAGCUCACAAACUGGGAAUGAUCGCCGUAAGCCACGUAUGAGGCAUGGGAGGCGACCGUGACAUUUGGACGGUAGUUUCACUCUCAACUGUGGGGAGAAAGGAGAUCAGUGACAUUUUCUGUUAUUCUGAGAAAAUGUACUAUUCCACUAGAGAUCAGAACAGGAGUUACAAUUUAAGUAAAUUUUUCUCCCAAAUGUUAACUAUCAUGGUUUUUAAAUCUGUAAAUCUGAUUUUCUCUGCUGUAAGUAUUCCUUACUCUUUUUCUUAUAUUGAGUAUCUUUCUACUUCCAGGAAAGCAGUUCAUUGUCUUCAAAUUAGUUGCUGGUCUAGUUAUGUUUGUACAUCUCUCUUAACCUACUUAAUCUUUUCAGUGAGUGUAUGUUAAGUGCCUGUUCAAGUUCUAUUUCAGGUACUGCAAUAUAAAAUUUUAUAAAAUAAACACCUUGAAAUUU
Molecule: messenger RNA, 2024 nt
Organism: Manis pentadactyla (Chinese pangolin)
Lineage: Eukaryota; Metazoa; Chordata; Mammalia; Pholidota; Manidae
Product: multidrug and toxin extrusion protein 2-like
Exons: 15
Biological process (GO): xenobiotic detoxification by transmembrane export across the plasma membrane
Cellular component (GO): membrane
Molecular function (GO): xenobiotic transmembrane transporter activity; antiporter activity
Source: RefSeq, a predicted model, not a curated record